This is a messenger RNA of Mizuhopecten yessoensis (Yesso scallop), 1446 nucleotides long. RefSeq names its product cholecystokinin receptor type A-like. Gene Ontology annotation, cellular component: membrane. The record is from RefSeq and is a predicted model, not a curated record. Lineage: Eukaryota; Metazoa; Mollusca; Bivalvia; Pectinida; Pectinidae. The transcript has a single exon. The coding region runs from base 1 to 1446 and encodes 481 amino acids. Gene Ontology annotation, biological process: neuropeptide signaling pathway. Gene Ontology annotation, molecular function: neuropeptide receptor activity.
AUGGCUAACAUCACACAACAAAGACUGAACAACCUACUUAAAGCUCGCCUCGAGGCGCUACUGGAUGACGCAAAUAGGCAUGAACAGACCAUUCUUACACCAAUCAUUGUGUAUAUCGUUAUUCUGAUGGUGUCCGGACUUGUUGGAAACCUUGUCGUGCUUUACGUGUACACCUUCCGCUUCCGGAGGUCCAGUUCGCGUACCUUCAUUCUGUGCCUGGCUAUUCUCGAUACACUCACUUGUCUUUUCGGGAUGCCCUAUCACAUUAUAGAUAUGACGCAUGCGUACACAUUUUAUAAUGUUGUCGCGUGCAAAACACUUAGUUACAUCAUGGCGUUGUCCCUACUUUGUUCGAUUUACGUGCUGGUAUUGAUAGCGAUAGAUCGGUACCGUAAAAUAUGUAAGCCUUUUAAAAAGCAAAUAUCGGACAUUGGAACCAAAACUGCAAGCGCACUGGCUGUUGUUUUGGCGGCAAUAUGUUCAACGCCAAAUAUCUUCCUUUAUGGACACGCAACCAUAGAACUUCCGGGAACGCAUGUCCGCGGCGUGGAGUGCUUUAUCGCCGACAUAUAUACAGAAACCGUCUGGCCUAUGAUAUAUAAUGUAUUCUUGUUUAUUAUUUUUGUUGGCUGUACCUUGAUUUUAAGCGUCUUAUAUGUGCUUGUCGGUCUAAAAAUAUGGCGUCAGGGAUCAUUUCAGAGGGAAGACUCAAAUAGACGGAACAGCCAAUGGAAGUUCUGUGGCAGCACUUCUCCUCAAACAACACAGAUCGCAUUGUCGGAAUCUGAAAACCCCAGCCUCAGGGUCAAGGCCGUCAGAUAUCAUAAAACCAGUGACGUAGAUGGCAUACCAGAAAAUAAUGACGCAGCCAACACGCAAGGAGAACAAUUCGAGAUGGAUAUAUCUGAUGACGAGGAUGCCGUAUUCAGAACAAAAACGACAGAAACCUCGUUCGUAAGCAACCAAUCUGCAAUGCAUCAACAAAGAAAAAAUCAGAGAGAAAGCAAGAGAAUUGCCUUCCAGGCGGUGCGUCUUCACAAUAUGUCAACCAGUGACGACGAAGAUGCACCGUGUCAUUCCAGUACGAGGCGGACGGGAAGUCUAAGAUCGCGAAUGUCGUCCUAUCGGCGGAGCGUGAGUUUGUCUCGAAAGCAACGUCGCUCCCUGAAAAUCACGUGCAUGCUCUUUCUGAUCACGUUGGUUUUCGUGAUUUCGUUCUUGCCACAUCUCGUGCUUUUGAUUUUCGACGCCGUGGACGACAGUUUCUGGUGGAAUAUCUCGGACACCCAAAACAUUGUUUACAACCUCUUUCUCAGGACCUACUUCAUAAACAAUAUGGCUAACCCCAUCAUCUAUGGCUUCCUCGACAUCCGAUUCCGGUCGGAGGUCUGUCUCCUCUUUAAAAAGAUAGGUAAGUGUAAAUGGGACUCGAUAUUCGGUCGGUAA